AUGGAUCGCUCUUACUCUCUGGUGUUUAGCAACAUGAAUGAUUUCGCAAAGUGGGUGGUGGCCAAGGCCUUAACUAACAAGGUAGUACUACAUCUUGCUAAUCCCACCUUGUAUCGAGACGAGCUGCUGAAGUUUGCAGGAGUAUGGCCAACGGCACGUUUAAAGACGCUCGAUGAAGCAUACAAAAGCAACACGGCUUUCCAGCAUGUAAAAGAUGACAUGAACGAGCGAAUCUGUACUCUGCGGACACAACUGGCAUCGAUUAUCAAUCCAUUGUUCUCUGUCAACGCCCAAGCAAAACCAGGCAAGCGCCACACGGCUGUGCAAACACUCAGAGCAUUCGUCGGCGAGCUCCAGCAAAAUAAGAAUCUGUGGUCGAAUAUUGAUUCACCCACCAAGUUCACCUUGGCACUGCCACUGCGCAAAAAGCCCGAGAUGCGGCAGCUUGUACAGUUGCUAGGACAGGAUUUUAAAACCGUUUGGAGUGAUGCUGUUGAACGGGUGUUCAUAUUGAUGCAAGGGGAGUCUGAAGGUGCAACGACAGUAGGUGGGCCAUCUGCAUUGCAAGAGUCGUACGCGCUAGCGCGUGACCGUAUUGUUUCUGAGAAUUUUCAAGCUUUACUGAAGCAGUGGAGUAGUCAGAAAUCGGUGCGUCAUUUUACGCUCAUUCCAAUAUAUCGGAAUGGAAGCGUUUGCUGCCAAGUCGAAGAGACUUUGUCAACGAGGUCAACGGCGUUUGAGUCUACGCGGGAUAGGGGCAAACGUGCGACUGGAGCAAAGACGAAUAGUAGAGCGCAGCGCACGAAUUUAGUGCUUGAAAGACUCGAACGGACAAAGACCAAAGACCUCGAUGCACGUCUCAAUUUCUCAGGCGUCAGUGAUAAUCUAUCGCUGCUACCAGCGAAGAACACCAACGGAAAAUGUGACGGCAGCUACUCGUCAGGCCCAUUUGGUGCAAACAUUCUCAAACUUCGACGUUACUUUGAUUGUUCGCAAAGCCACAAAUGGUAA
Messenger RNA from Peronospora belbahrii, 1011 nucleotides. NCBI's taxonomy places the organism in Eukaryota, Oomycota, Peronosporomycetes, Peronosporales, Peronosporaceae. The record is from the annotation of a GenBank genome assembly.